AUGCCUCCAAAUACAACAGUAAACAUACUUUUCUACAAUUCAAAUGUACUUAAUCAAUUUUUUCUUCCUCUAAAAUUUCAGCUACUCUUAACUACACUUAUUGCCUUAGCGCAUAGCGCACGGCUGGAUAACAAAUAUCUCCCACCGCCAGCGAGUGCAGCUAGUGCUGGUGGUGGUCCUGGCUUGCAAGGCCCUGGUGGCAGCAAUUUUGGACUUGGUGGCUUUUCGGGUGCUGGUGGUCCUAGCCGUCCCAUAGGUGGCGGUGGUGCACCAGGUGGUGGCUAUGGGGGUGGCGGUAGCGCACCUGGCGGUGGUUUUGGUGGCGGCGCACGCCCUGGCCCUUCUGGUCCCGCGCAACCAUCCGGUCCGCCAAUACCAAUUUUAUCCUAUGUGAAUGAAAACGAUGGCGAUGGAAAUUAUCGCUUCAGCUAUGAAACCGGCAAUGGAAUUAAGGCGGAAGAGGAAGGUACCAUAAAAAAUAAGGGUUCGGAAAAUGAAAUCGCUUCGGUUAUGGGUUCAUAUUCGUACACAAAUCCGGAGGGUCAAGUUGUUGAGAUUACCUACCUUGCUGAUGAAAACGGUUUCCAACCAUCUGGCGAUGCCCUGCCUACGCCGCCACCGAUUCCGGAGGAGAUAGCUAAGGCUUUGGCAGCGCAAGGCAUUUCAGCUGCACCUGGCGGUGGUUACACGGGCGGUCCUGGCACUGGAGGUGGUGUAUUCGGCGGUGCUGGUGGUGGCACAGGCGCUGGCGGCUAUGGUGGCACUGGAGGUGGCGGCGGCUAUGGCGGUACAGGACGUGGUGGAGCUGGCGGUGGAUAUGGUGGUGGUACCGGAGCUGGUGGUGCUCCUGGUUUCGGUGGCGGCGCUGGAGGUCGUGGACCUGGUGGAGCGCCAGGAUAUGGCGGUGGUCCCGGUGCGGGUGGUGGUGCGCCAGGAUAUGGCGGUGGUCCCGGUGCGGGUGGUGGUGCCCCAGGUUUUGGUGGUGGUGCCGGUGCAGGUGGAGCGCCUGGAUUCGGUGGUGGUGCCGGUGGUCGUGGAGGCGGAGCUGGAGGCGCUGGUGCAGGUGGAUUCGGUGGUGGAGCAGGUGGUCGUGGUUCAGGGGGAAUUGGUGGUGGAGCCGGUGGACGUGGUGCUGGAGGAGCUGGAGGUGGAGCUGGCGGUUAUAACUAUGGUGCACCAGGUGGUGGUCCUGGAGGUGGCGGUGCACCCGGUUUCGGAGGUGGUGCAGGUGGACGCGGUCCUGGCGGCGCUGGUGGACCAGGUGGUUUUGGUGGUGGUCCCGGUGCUGGAGGAUCUGGUGGUCGCGGGCCAGCUGGUCAAGGUGGUGCAGGAGCUGGUGGCUACGGUGGUGGACCGGGUGCUGGUGGAUCGCCUGGAUUUGGCGGCGGUGCUGGCGGGCGUGGCCCAGCUGGCCCCGGAGGUCAAGGCGGUUAUGGUGGUGGCGCUGGAGCAGGUGGCGCACCUGGUUUUGGAGGUGGCGCUGGCGGUCGUGGUCCAGGCGGAGCUGGUGGUCCAGGCGGUUAUGGUGGUGGAGCUGGUGGUGCAGGUGGCGCGCCUGGCUAUGGAGGCGGCGCUGGCGGCCGUGGCCCAGGCGGAGCUGGUGGACCAGGCGGCUUUGGUGGUGGACCAGGUGGAGCUGGUGGUGCGCCCGGCUUUGGAGGCGGUGCUAGUGGUCCUGGUGGACGUGGUGGUGCUGGCGGUUUUGGUGGUGGUCGUGGAGGAGCUGCUGGACCUGGCACGCAAUAUGUUCCACCAGGUCCGGGCGGUGCUCCUGGUGGUGGUUCCGGGGCUGGGCCUGGUGGAGCUCCCGGUCGACAUGGGAGUGGCGAAUUUAAUCCCCAAACCGGCUAUAAUUACUAAACUGCGGUCGAUGACGUUAAACCUCGGGACGAUUGCCCUCCACAAUACGCUAACGCUAUUCCAAAAAACGCUGCCCCAAAUAUACCUGAAUACUCACAAGUGCGCAAUCGCUUAGAGAUGCGUAUGUAUAGUUUUUUUCCGGUUCAUUCAGACCAAAUGUGCCGCCUUAGCGUUUAUUUAUUUUCGCGAUUAUUAAUGCUUUUUUUAAAUGCUCGUAUAUUUCAUUUCAUCUGUCAAUUAAAUUCAUCCACUUGUACAUUUAAAUUUACUUAUACUUAUAAACAACUGUAUUGAUAUUUCCUGUAAGGAUGUGAAUGUUAUAAAUGGCUAGUGAAGAAAAUGGUAAAAAAAAAACAAAAAU
Messenger RNA from Rhagoletis pomonella (apple maggot), 2221 nucleotides. RefSeq names its product glycine-rich cell wall structural protein (gene Cpr47Ef). Gene Ontology annotation, molecular function: structural constituent of chitin-based larval cuticle. The transcript is spliced from 4 exons. Gene Ontology annotation, cellular component: chitin-based extracellular matrix. The record is from RefSeq and is a predicted model, not a curated record. Lineage: Eukaryota; Metazoa; Arthropoda; Insecta; Diptera; Tephritidae. The coding region runs from base 1 to 1860 and encodes 619 amino acids.